Messenger RNA from Lepidothrix coronata (blue-crowned manakin), 4862 nucleotides. Its product is annotated as myosin-1B-like. The transcript has 34 exons. Gene Ontology annotation, cellular component: myosin complex. Bases 16 to 4719 code for a protein of 1567 amino acids. NCBI's taxonomy places the organism in Eukaryota, Metazoa, Chordata, Aves, Passeriformes, Pipridae. The record is from RefSeq and is a predicted model, not a curated record. Gene Ontology annotation, molecular function: ATP binding; actin filament binding; cytoskeletal motor activity.
GAGUAAACAGCAGCCAUGUCAACAGACGCCGAGAUGGCCAUCUUUGGGGAGGCAGCUCCUUACCUCCGGAAGUCAGAGAAGGAGAGAAUCGAGGCUCAGAACAAGCCUUUCGAUGCCAAGUCAUCCGUCUUUGUGGUACAUGCAAAAGAAUCCUAUGUGAAAAGCACAAUCCAGAGCAGGGAAACAGGGAAGAUCACCGUCAAGACUGAAGGGGGAGAGACCCUGACCGUGAAGGAAGAUCAGAUCUUCUCCAUGAACCCUCCCAAGUAUGACAAAAUUGAGGACAUGGCCAUGAUGACCCACCUCCACGAACCCGCUGUGCUGUACAACCUCAAAGAGCGUUACGCAGCCUGGAUGAUCUACACCUACUCGGGUCUCUUCUGCGUCACUGUCAACCCCUACAAGUGGCUGCCCGUGUACAAUCCGGAGGUGGUGUUGGCCUACCGAGGCAAGAAGCGCCAGGAGGCCCCUCCACACAUCUUCUCCAUCUCUGACAACGCCUAUCAGUUCAUGCUGACUGAUCGGGAGAACCAGUCCAUCCUGAUCACCGGAGAAUCCGGUGCCGGGAAGACUGUGAACACAAAGCGUGUCAUCCAGUACUUUGCAACAAUUGCAGCCAGCGGGGACAAGAAGAAGGAGGAGCAGACAUCGGGCAAAAUGCAGGGGACACUUGAGGAUCAAAUCAUCAGUGCCAACCCACUGCUGGAGGCCUUUGGAAACGCCAAGACCGUGAGGAACGACAACUCCUCGCGCUUUGGUAAAUUCAUCAGAAUCCACUUUGGUGCCACAGGCAAACUGGCUUCUGCUGACAUUGAAACAUAUCUGCUGGAGAAGUCCAGAGUCACUUUCCAGCUCAAGGCAGAAAGAAGCUACCACAUCUUUUAUCAGAUCAUGUCCAACAAGAAGCCAGAGCUGAUUGAGAUGUUACUGAUCACCACCAACCCAUAUGACUAUCAGUACGUGAGUCAAGGUGAGAUCACUGUUCCCAGCAUUAACGACCAGGAAGAGCUGAUGGCCACGGAUAGUGCCAUUGACAUCCUGGGCUUCACUCCUGACGAGAAAACAGCCAUCUACAAGCUGACAGGGGCCGUCAUGCACUACGGGAACCUGAAGUUCAAGCAGAAGCAGCGUGAGGAGCAGGCAGAGCCUGAUGGCACUGAAGUUGCUGACAAGGCUGCCUACCUGAUGGGUCUGAAUUCAGCAGACCUGCUCAAAGCCCUCUGCUACCCCCGAGUCAAGGUGGGGAAUGAAUAUGUGACCAAGGGCCAAACAGUGCAGCAGGUGUACAAUUCAGUGGGUGCCCUGGCAAAGUCUGUGUUUGAGAAGAUGUUCCUGUGGAUGGUUGUUCGCAUCAACCAACAGCUGGACACGAAGCAGCCCAGGCAGUACUUCAUUGGUGUGCUGGACAUUGCUGGCUUCGAGAUCUUUGAUUUCAACAGCCUGGAGCAGUUGUGCAUCAACUUCACCAAUGAGAAACUGCAACAGUUCUUCAACCACCACAUGUUCGUGCUGGAGCAGGAGGAGUACAAGAAGGAGGGAAUAGAGUGGGAGUUCAUUGACUUUGGGAUGGACCUGGCUGCCUGCAUUGAGCUCAUUGAGAAGCCCAUGGGCAUCUUCUCCAUCCUGGAAGAGGAGUGCAUGUUCCCCAAGGCAACUGACACCUCUUUCAAGAACAAGCUCUAUGACCAGCACCUAGGCAAGUCCAACAACUUCCAGAAGCCCAAGCCUGCCAAAGGCAAGGCUGAGGCCCACUUCUCCCUGGUGCACUACGCUGGCACAGUGGACUACAACAUCACUGGGUGGCUGGAGAAGAACAAGGACCCCCUGAACGAAACGGUGGUGGGGCUGUAUCAGAAAUCAUCCCUGAAGACCCUGGCCUUACUCUUUGCCUCUGUUGGUGGGGCAGAAGCAGAGAGUGGUGGUGGUGGUGGCAAGAAGGGUGGCAAGAAGAAGGGUUCUUCUUUCCAGACCGUCUCAGCUCUUUUCCGGGAAAAUUUAAACAAGCUGAUGAGCAAUUUGCGAAGCACACAUCCCCAUUUUGUGCGAUGCCUUAUUCCUAAUGAAACAAAAACACCUGGUGCCAUGGAGCACGAGCUGGUGCUGCAUCAGCUGCGCUGUAACGGCGUGUUGGAAGGGAUCAGGAUUUGCAGGAAAGGAUUCCCCAGCAGAAUACUCUAUGCUGACUUCAAACAGAGGUAUAAGGUGCUUAAUGCCAGUGCCAUCCCAGAGGGACAGUUCAUCGACAGCAAGAAGGCUUCCGAGAAGCUCCUUGGCUCAAUCGAUGUGGACCACACCCAGUACAAAUUUGGACACACCAAGGUGUUCUUCAAAGCUGGGCUGCUGGGGCUCCUGGAGGAGAUGAGGGAUGAGAAGCUGGCACAGCUCAUCACCCGCACACAGGCCAUGUGCAGGGGUUACCUGAUGAGGGUGGAGUUCAAGAAAAUGAUGGAGAGGAGAGAGUCCAUCUUCUGCAUCCAGUACAAUGUUCGUUCCUUCAUGAAUGUCAAACACUGGCCCUGGAUGAAGCUGUUCUUCAAGAUCAAGCCCUUGCUGAAGAGUGCAGAGUCUGAGAAGGAGAUGGCCAACAUGAAGGAGGAGUUUGAGAAAACCAAGGAAGAGCUUGCAAAGUCUGAGGCAAAAAGGAAGGAACUGGAGGAGAAAAUGGCUUCUCUAAUGCAGGAGAAAAAUGAUCUGCAGCUCCAAGUGCAGGCGGAAGCUGAUGGUUUGGCUGAUGCUGAGGAAAGGUGUGACCAACUCAUCAAAACCAAAAUCCAGCUGGAAGCCAAAAUUAAAGAGGUGACUGAAAGAGCUGAGGAUGAGGAGGAAAUCAAUGCUGAGCUGACAGCCAAGAAGAGAAAACUGGAGGAUGAAUGUUCAGAGCUGAAGAAAGAUAUUGAUGACCUUGAGCUAACACUGGCCAAGGUGGAGAAGGAAAAACACGCCACUGAAAACAAGGUGAAAAACCUCACAGAGGAGAUGCAGAAGCUGGAGAAGGAGAAGAGCGAGCUCAAGAUGGAGAUUGAUGACUUGGCCAGUAACAUGGAGUCUGUCUCCAAAGCCAAGACAAACCUGGAGAAGAUGUGUCGCUCCCUAGAAGAUCAACUCAGUGAAAUUAAGACAAAGGAGGAGGAACAGCAGCGCACAAUUAAUGACAUUAGUGCUCAGAGAGCUCGGUUACAAACUGAAUCUGGUGAAUAUUUACGCCAGGUAGAGGAGAAAGAUGCUCUGAUUUCUCAGCUGUCAAGAGGCAAACAGGCUUUCACCCAACAGAUUGAGGAACUCAAGAGACACCUAGAGGAAGAGAUAAAGGCCAAGAAUGCCCUGGCCCACGCCCUGCAGUCCGCUCGCCACGACUGUGACUUGCUCCGGGAACAAUAUGAGGAGGAGCAGGAAGCCAAGGGGGAGCUGCAGCGCGCCCUGUCCAAGGCCAACAGCGAAGUGGCCCAGUGGAGAACCAAAUACGAGACGGACGCGAUUCAGCGUACAGAGGAGCUCGAGGAGGCCAAGUACGUGGGCAGGUUCCGCAAGAUCCAGCACGAGCUGGAGGAAGCUGAGGCCUCCCUGGAACAUGAAGAGGGGAAGAUCCUGCGCCUGCAGCUGGAGCUCAACCAGGUGAAGUCUGAGAUUGACAGGAAGAUAGCAGAGAAAGAUGAGGAGAUCGACCAGCUGAAGAGAAACCACCUCCGAGUCGUGGAGUCCAUGCAAAGCACCCUGGAUGCUGAGAUCAGGAGCAGGAAUGAAGCCCUGAGGCUAAAGAAGAAGAUGGAGGGAGACCUGAAUGAAAUAGAGAUCCAGCUUAGCCAUGCCAACCGCCAGGCUGCUGAGGCACAAAAGAACCUGAGAAACACGCAGGCUGUGCUCAAGGACACGCAGAUCCAUUUGGACGACGCUCUCAGGACCCAGGAUGACCUGAAGGAGCAGGUGGCCAUGGUGGAGCGCAGAGCAAACCUGCUGCAGGCUGAAGUUGAGGAGCUACGGGCAGCCCUGGAGCAGACGGAGCGGUCGAGGAAAGUGGCUGAGCAGGAACUGAUGGAUGCCACUGAACGUGUGCAGCUCCUCCAUACCCAGAACACCAGCUUGAUCAACACCAAGAAGAAGCUGGAGACAGACAUUUCUCAGAUUCAGAGCGAAAUGGAGGAUACGAUCCAGGAGGCCCGCAAUGCUGAAGAGAAGGCCAAGAAGGCCAUCACAGAUGCGGCCAUGAUGGCAGAAGAGCUGAAGAAGGAGCAGGACACCAGUGCCCACCUGGAGAGGAUGAAGAAGAACCUGGACCAGACAGUGAAGGACCUGCAGCACCGUCUGGAUGAGGCCGAGCAGUUGGCUCUGAAGGGAGGCAAGAAGCAAAUCCAGAAGCUGGAGGCCAGGGUGCGGGAGCUGGAAGGGGAGGUUGAUGCUGAGCAGAAGCGCAGCGCUGAAGCCGUGAAGGGUGUGCGCAAGUACGAGAGGAGGGUGAAGGAACUCACCUACCAGUCUGAGGAAGACCGGAAGAAUGUUCUCAGGCUGCAGGAUCUGGUGGACAAGCUGCAAAUGAAGGUGAAAGCCUACAAGAGACAAGCUGAAGAGGCUGAGGAGCUCUCCAAUGUCAACCUCUCCAAGUUCCGCAAGAUCCAGCAUGAGCUGGAGGAAGCCGAGGAACGGGCUGACAUUGCAGAGUCCCAGGUCAACAAGCUCCGAGUGAAGAGCCGGGAAAUUGGCAAGAGGGCAGAAAGUGAAGAGUAAAUGACGCCAGUGCUGUAAAGUGAGAGAAUUGCAAAAAUGUGACAUUCUAUCACUUUUAUUUUGUAAUCACUGCUUAGUCCUUCAUCAAUAUCUAGAUAAAUAAUGCCUAGAAAAUAAAAAUUGUAGAGCUUUUCCCAUUUAAA